Messenger RNA from Vigna radiata var. radiata (mung bean), 1016 nucleotides. Its product is annotated as nuclear transcription factor Y subunit B-1. Lineage: Eukaryota; Viridiplantae; Streptophyta; Magnoliopsida; Fabales; Fabaceae. Gene Ontology annotation, biological process: regulation of transcription by RNA polymerase II. Gene Ontology annotation, cellular component: nucleus; CCAAT-binding factor complex. The record is from RefSeq and is a predicted model, not a curated record. Gene Ontology annotation, molecular function: RNA polymerase II cis-regulatory region sequence-specific DNA binding; protein heterodimerization activity; DNA-binding transcription activator activity, RNA polymerase II-specific. Bases 176 to 712 code for a protein of 178 amino acids. The transcript is spliced from 7 exons.
AUAUUGAGGAAGUAUAAAAGCAAUGGGAGAAGCGGAAGGAAGGGGAAAGAAAAACGAACGGUGGCGAUAGAAAGGCAGAGUCUGAUCUCCAUCGUCUCCUCACUCCUCUGUUCUCCAGCGUCCAUUUCCCGCGCCAAUCACAAAUCACAUCACAUCACUCAGGGUUCCGGCGACCAUGGCCGAUGCUCCCGCGAGUCCAGGCGGCGGCGGUAGCCACGAGAGCGGCGAGCACAGUCCCCGCUCCAAUUUCCGCGAGCAGGACCGCUUCCUACCCAUCGCCAACAUCAGCCGCAUCAUGAAGAAAGCGCUUCCCGCCAACGGCAAAAUCGCCAAGGACGCCAAGGAAACCGUGCAGGAAUGCGUUUCCGAGUUUAUCAGCUUCAUCACCAGCGAAGCUAGCGAUAAGUGCCAGAGAGAGAAGAGAAAGACCAUUAACGGCGACGAUUUACUUUGGGCUAUGGCCACUUUAGGUUUCGAGGAAUAUGUUGAUCCGCUCAAGAUUUACCUCGCCUCUUACAGAGAGAUUGAGGGUGAUUCAAAGGGUUCGGCCAAGGGUGGAGAGUCAUCUUCUAAGCGAGAUGUUUAUCCCAAUCCUAAUGUCCAGGUGGAGAAUCUUGCUCAUCAAGGUUCUUUCUCACAAGGUGUUAACUACACGAAUUCUCAGCCCCAGGGUCCACCACAUAUGAUUGUUCCCAUGCAAGGCCAAGAGUAGACAUUGAUCUUCCUGAAACACGUGUGAUCUGAAUGUCGGUGAAGCUUUAUAUGUACCCCUUGGCAUACUGAAUGCAUUUUGUCUUAUCUCGAUACUGACAUAAGGGGAUGUUGGUUCUUGAGACCAGAUAAUAUUUAUUAAGGCUUGCAUUUAUCUUUGGAAAAGAAUCAUUAUUCAUAAGUUAUAUUGUAAAUGCUGGAUCAAUGCUUGUUUUAUUCCAUCAACAAGCGCCCUCGCAAAGACUGAAGUUGUAACAGAUUGGAAGCAUAAAUUGGUAUUAUUCUUUCCCUUUCUGUUUUAUCCA